UAACAGCAUUGAAAAAAAAUUAUCUAAAUUAACUAAUUUUAAAGUAAUAAAAAUUUUAAAGUAAAAAUUUAAAGUAAUAAAUUAAUUUUUCUCAUCGCAUAAUACACAAAACCCAAAAAAUGUAUAUUAAUUUAGAAAUUUUUUGUGGAAUAGUAAUAGCGCUUAUUACUCUCUACUAUUAUUUAACGGUUAAUAAUAAUUUUUGGAAAAAUCGUGGAAUAUCUGGACCAGAACCUCUGCUAGGAUUUGGCAAUAUAAAAAAGGUAUUGUUAGGAAAAGAAUCAAUGUCACAAUUUCUUACAAAGAUGUACCAUGAAUAUAAGAACGAAUCUAUAAUUGGAAUAUUUACAACAAGAACACCUCAAUUAAUUAUCAAAGAUCCAGAUCUUAUAAAAACUAUCUUGAUUAAAGAUUUUUCUAAAAUCAUGAAUCGAGGAUUAUUGCCAAUAGUCUCAGGAGAACCAAUAUCUCAACAUCUUUUCAACAUAGAGGCAGAAAGAUGGCGACCGUUAAGAAUUCAUCUUACACCAGUAUUUACUGCCAAUAAACUUAGAGGAAUGUUUUCCUUGAUUCUUGAGUGUUCUAUGCAUCUCGUAAGUUAUGUGGAUAGCUUAGUAAAAAAAGGAGAACCUAUCAAUGUACGAGAAGUUGCUGCCAGAUAUACCACAGACGUCGUUGGAAGCUGUGGUUUUGGCGUAGACAUGAACUCAUUGUCAGAAAAAGAGAGCGAAUUUCGACGGGUUGGAAAAUCUGUUUUCGCUACAAAUUACGCAAGAAUAAUAAAACAUAGAAUCAGAGAGUUUAUGCCGCGACUAUACAAUUAUAUUCUUUAUUUAUGGCCGACAGACGAAAUGGCGGAAAAAAUUAUAAAACUAACGAGAGAAACACUGGAAUACAGAGAGAAGAACAAUCUCUUGAGGCCCGAUUUUAUGAAUAUACUUUUAGAUCUUAAGAAACAUCCAGAAAAGAUUGGCCUUGAAAUAACAAAUGAAUUUUUGGCGGCACAAGCAUUUAUUUUCUUUGUUGCCGGUUUCGAAACUUCAUCAUCAACGAUUAGCAAUGCUCUUUACGAAUUAGCUUUGAAUCCUGAUAUUCAGGACAAGUUACGAGAAGAAAUCAAGGAAUUCGCAGCAAAAAAUGACGGAGAAUGGAGAUACGAAACCAUAAAGGAAAUGGAAUAUUUGGGAAAAGUUUUUCAAGAAACUCUAAGAAAAUAUCCAUCUUUGCCAUUUUUGAAUAGAGAAUUAAUUGACGAUUAUACUUUCGAAAGUAAUAAAGUGACAAUUCCAAAAGGAUUAAAAAUAUGGAUACCCACUUACGCCAUUCAUAACGACCCAGAUAUUUAUCCAGAUCCAGAAAAAUUUGAUCCUGAAAGAUUUUCAGAGGAUAAGAUAAAACAAAGACAUCCUAUGCAUUUUUUACCUUUUGGACACGGACCAAGAAAUUGCAUUGGUGCACGAUUUGCCGUAUAUCAAACAAAAAUUGGAUUGAUAAAUAUUCUUCGUAAUUUCAAGCUUGAUCUUUGUGAUAAAACGUUAAUUCCUUAUAAACUUCAUCCACGUGGGUUACUGUUAAUUCCUUUUACGGAUUUAUAUUUGAAAAUAACUAGAUUGACGAACUAACGUUUUCUCUUUUUAUUUAUAAUUUUAUUAUUAAUUUUAUUAUUAUUUAGUAUAAAGCGCAUUAAUAAUAAGAAUUUGUAGUAGUAAAGAUAGUAUAUUCAUCAAUGUAAAUAAAAUUUAUGUAAUAUAACAA
This is a messenger RNA of Apis laboriosa (Himalayan honeybee), 1755 nucleotides long. Its product is annotated as probable cytochrome P450 6a13. The record is from RefSeq and is a predicted model, not a curated record. The transcript has 5 exons. The coding region runs from base 120 to 1622 and encodes 500 amino acids. Lineage: Eukaryota; Metazoa; Arthropoda; Insecta; Hymenoptera; Apidae. Gene Ontology annotation, molecular function: iron ion binding; heme binding; oxidoreductase activity, acting on paired donors, with incorporation or reduction of molecular oxygen.